AUGACGAUUGCUCAGUACUUCCACAAGGUAAAGUCCAUAUGCCGUGAAAUUUCUGAUUUAGAUCCUACUGCUGCUAUUGUGGAAUCUAGGAUAAAAAGAAUAAGUAUCCAUGGUCUGAGACCAGAAUACCGAGGCUUCGUUGCCGCUGUACAAGGGAAGCCUACUCAACCAUCACUUGUUGAGUUUGAAAAUUUGCUUGCCGAUCAAGAAGCUAUGGUUAAGCAAAUGGGAGGGGUCUCGUUAAAAGGUGAAGAGGAAGCGCUUUACACCAACAAAAGUAAAGGCAACUUUAAGCAGCAUGUUGGUGGUGGAUCUAAAAGAUACGGUGACAAGCGAAAGGUCAUCAAGGAGAAGGAAGUUCUCGGUUAG
This is a messenger RNA of Prunus armeniaca (apricot), 369 nucleotides long. NCBI's taxonomy places the organism in Eukaryota, Viridiplantae, Streptophyta, Magnoliopsida, Rosales, Rosaceae. The record is from the annotation of a GenBank genome assembly.